UUUAGGGCUUUGAAGAUUAGCGAGAGAAGCGAUGGCGUCGUCGUCGUCCAGCGCCGAGGAGGAGCUCGCGAUGGUGGAGCGAUUUCUCACUCGCCUGGUGUUCACCGAGGAUGCGCAGCUGGAGAAGGUGUUGUCUAAGCUCCUCCCCUACGCGAUCUCGCUCAUGUCAUCGAGCAGCAAUGCCACCAGAGUCAAGGUGACUGAAAUGCUGAGCCACAUCAAUAAGCGUGUCAAGGAGCAACUUUCUAUCAAGUUGCCGCUUGCAGAGCUCCUCGGUGUCUACAGGCGGCCCGAUGCGGCGGUGAUCGUGAAGAACUUCUCGCUGGUUUACAUUGAGAUGGCAUUUGAUCGAUCCACCUCUGAAGAACAAAUAGCCAUUGUUCCUGAGAUGCUCACUGGGCUCGCAUCUUUUCCUCCGCUGCAUAGGGAUAUAUUUUUAAGGACUACUGCCAAGGCUUUAGAGAAGCUUUCUUCGGAUCGAGUCUUUGAGGGUGUAGCAACAAAGCUGAAGGCUUGUCUUUCGUCCCAAGACUACCCGAUCUUGUUCGAAUUUAUUUCCCAAACCUUGUUAUAUCAAGUUCCAUCGGCUUCUCAAGAAGGAGUUCCACCACCAGGUCUUUCGUUGGCGCAGGUGGCUCGUGUGUGUGGUAAAACGCCGAUCCAAAGCGACCACCUUGUUCCUCGAAAGAUGGGAUUCCUCAAUCUAAUUGCGAAGAUGGAAGUUGCGCCCCAAGAUGUUUAUUUUACUCUGCUUGUUGCUUCCUCAGACAGAAACGAUUUGGUUGCAAAGCGAGGUGAGGAGCUGCUGAAGAAGAAGGCAUCCGGUGUUAACAUGGAGGAUAAAACGUUUGUGAAGAGUCUGUUCACGAUUUUUCUCGGCACCCCCGCUAACGAUCGAGUACCUGCUGAUGGAAAAGUUAGCGCUGCUAGUCCGAUACUGAAGGCUAAGAUCAUGAGCGCGCUUACCCAUUCUGUUGCAGCAGCAAAUAUCUUCCCGAUGACUCUGCAAUGCAUUUUCGACUGUUUCAAUGGACAAGCCACGACCAAAAAACUGAAACAAGCAGGGAUGGAGUUCACCGUGUGGGUUUUUAAGCAUGCCUCUAGCGACCAACUUAAGUUGAUGGCUCCCCUCAUUCUUAGUCACUUCAUCAAGUUUCUUGAUGAAAAGGAAAUAGACCCGGCCAUGUACCCUAUGAGAGUGUUUGGAUAUCAAGCUGUUGGUCAGCUCGCACAACGCGCACCUCAUCUCUUUCGGAGCAAUUCUGACAUGGCAAAGCGUCUUUUUCGUGCGCUGCAAGUGGAAGACGCAUCAAUGCGUGUCACCCUGCAGGAGGCGGUAAAUGCAUUAGCUAUGGCCUAUAAGGACUGCCCGCCAACAGUAGAAAAGGACAUCGAAGAUUUGUUAUUGGAAAACAUGAAUUCUGUUCAAGGGGAAGUUCGGUUUUGUGUCAUUUUCUGGGCAACACGAUUAUAUAAAUCAAGUCACGUUCCAAGUCGCUACCUCUGUAUGUGUGGAGCUGGCGACUCGAAACUUGAUAUAAGGGAGUUGAGCUCAGAGGGGUUGCAAAUCACAAAGGGCUCUGUCAGCAGCAACGCUAACACAUACCCGCCGCUGAAAGAACUGAUGUCCUUCAUCUGCGAAAAGCAGCCUGGCAUUAUGAAGCCGUCUGUUGUCGGGGAACGCAAUCUUCUUUUUCCUCCAAAGGUCUACGUUGCAAUGGUAUCUUAUCUUAUGAAGUGCUACGAGCUUAGAACUCAAGAGGAAGAAGAAAUCGUGUCUUUGCGUUUGCUGUUGGAACAUGGAAUGGCAUAUGAAGGGGUGGCCGAACUUCAUGCUUUGUGCUCUGCCGGACUUCUCACUCUUGCUUCGGAACAACCUACUAAAUUCGCACAACUUUAUGCUGAACGUAUUGACUGGCUAAAACAGUUUCUGGGAAACAUUGAUGUGAAUACUCGUGAGUCUAUCAGUCGACUAUUGGGAAUCGUGAUCGGUGGAUUAGAUCCUCUGCAAGCUUCGGAUUUGCUGAAAAGUUUUGUCGAGGGAACCACAAAAAAUCGGUUCGAAAAUGCACAUGGUUCGAUAUGUUCAGCAGGCUAUGCAUUGGCUCAAUGUAGGACUGGAGUUCCUUCUGUUUCCGAAGACGUGCAGCAAAAUACGACCAGAGUUCUCAUUCGACUUCUUGGGUCUGAGAAAUUUCAACUAGGAGGAUUUGCCGCAGAAGCGUUGGGCCAUGCUGGUCUGCGUGCUCCACUGGCAGUUCCUCUUGGAGACUUAAGUAAAGAAGAAGAAGUACAAGAAGGAAACGAAACUUUAGCGACCGUUUUCACUCACUUCAAAAAGCUUCUUCUGUCUCAAGAAGCUAAAGUUGUCCAGAGAACUGUGAUCGCUAUUGGACACCUAUGUUUUGGUAAUCCUCUACCUGAGCUUCUUGAUCUUGCAGUUGAAAUGCUCUUCCAGCUAAAGAGGUCUAAGGUUGAAGACGUUCUUAUUUCAGUGGGCGAAGCGAUGGCCUUCAUCUGGGGUGUUAUUCCCGUCGACGUAGAUACAAUUCUGCGAUCAAAUUUUGUGUCGUUGUCACACUCGACCAAUUUUUUCAGCGACGACCCUGCGUCUGUCGAGGACCGUAGUGCAAAGGCUGUGGAUAUUAACGACCAACGCAAAACUUCUAGAGACAAGAUUCUCAAGGUGCUGCUUGAUGAGCUCAUAUUUAGUAGCAGAAAGGAGGAGCGUUGUGCUGGAUCCGUCUGGCUACUGUCUCUUGUAAUCUACUGUGGACGUCAUCUGCAAAUCCAGGCUUUGCUUCCAAAAAUUCAGGAGGCAUUUUCUUAUUUACUGGGAGAGCAAAACGAGCUUACUCAAGAAAUGGCAUCACGUGGUAUGAGUGUUGUUUAUGAACUCGGUGACGCUGCUACGCGGGAGGAGCUUGUGAAGGCGCUUGUGGGGACUCUUUCCGGCACAGCAAAGAAGAAAAGACCAAUCAAGUUGAUGGAGGAUACAGAGGUUUUUGCAGAGGGAAGUAUUGGUGAAGCUCCAGGUGGUGGAAAUAUUAGUACGUACAAAGAGCUUUGCAACCUGGCGAACGAGAUGGGGCAACCAGAUCUCGUGUACAAGUUUAUGGACCUUGCAAACUAUCAGGCUUCGUUAAACUCAAGACGGGGAGCAGCUUUUGGAUUCGCAAAAAUUGCCAAACGUGCUGGUGAUGCCUUGGAGCCGCAUUUGCGUGGACUCGUGCCUAAACUUUUUCGCUAUCAACAUGAUCCGAACAAAAAUAUUCAGGAUGCAAUGGGACACAUUUGGAGGUCUCUUGUGGCCGAGCCAAAGAAAACGAUCGACAUGUUUUAUGUCGAUAUAAUGGAAGACCUCUUAGUGAACGCAGGUUCGAGGUUAUGGCGAUCUCGAGAAGCAGCAUGUGCGGCGUUGGCAGAUCUAAUACAAGGUCGCAAGUUCCCAGAGGUUGAAAACUAUCUGUUGAAAAUGUGGACAAUGGCUUUCCGAGCGAUGGAUGACAUCAAAGAAACUGUCAGAAGUGCUGGAGGAAUUCUAUGCCGGGCUCUCAGCUCAUUAACUUUGAGACUUUGUGACACCUCUCUUACAGCUGACUCUGAAGCGCGUGCAGCAAUGGGCAUUGUGCUACCUCUUUUACUUUCCAGUGGCAUCUCGAGCUCAGUAGCCGAAAUACAACUGCUCUCUACCAACUUGGUGAUGAAACUUGUAAAGAAUGCGGGACGAGCUAUAAGGCCUCAGUUGCCUGACCUGGUGAUUUGUAUGCUGGAAAGUCUUUCGAGUCUUGAGGACCAGCGCUUAAACUACGCUGAAAUGCAUGCAGAAAGACUGGGCAUAAGUACAGAUAAACUUGACAGCGCGAGGUUCUCUCUCGCAAAAGACUCUCCAAUGUGGGACACGCUGGACUUUUGCCUGCGUCAGAUAGAUGAAGAAACUCUUGAAUCUCUUGUUCCGCGUUUGGUUCAAUUGGUACGGUCCGGCGUGGGGCUAAAUACAAGGGCUGGUGUCGCAAGGUUUAUUGCUUUAUUGUCACAGCAAGUAGGCUCCGAUUUGAGGCAGUAUGCCGGACCCAUUAUGAAGGUUUUGAUCCCUACAGUGAUAUCAGAGAAAAGCACAGCCGCAAAGAAAGCCUUUGCAGCUGCGUGCGCAGCAGUAAUGAAGGUUUCCGGCGAUCGUUUGUUGGAGCAACUUAUAGCUGAUAUUGUUGGUUUUUACAAAUCCGGAGACAAGGACUCCAGAAUUGCCAGCGGACUUUUGCUUAAGGAGCUCUCUCGUCAAGCCAGUGACGGGCUCAAGCAACAAGCUACACUUGUUCUUCCUGUGGCCUUUAUCGGGAGAUUUGACGAAGAGAAGUCAGUGAGAUCCGAUUUCGAGGAGGUCUGGGAGGAAAAUACCAGUAGCCAGACCGUAGCACUUCAACUGUACAUGCUCGAAAUUAUGCCACUUCUUCUCGAUGGCCUUGCAACGUCAUCUUGGACUCGAAAGCAGCAGAGUGCAAAAGCUGUUAUCAAAGCCGUGGAGGUUACUGGAGAAGCAGCAGAGCCAUUCGCUCAGCAACUUAUGAAGAGUCUUCUCAAUGAGCUGCGUGGUCGCACUUGGGAGGGAAAAGAAUGCAUUUUUGAGGCGAUCUCUGCACUUUGUAAAGGCUGUCCGAAGGUUUUCACAAACAUGUCCGAACAAGCGGACUUCAUUAGUCCCAGCACAGUGGUUGAGACUGUAAUCGCCUCAUUUUCUCGGAAAAAGAGCUCUUUUCGCGCUGCGGGAUACUCCUGCUUGGAAAAGGUUGUAGAGGCUUUUAGUGACUGUGAUCUGUUCAAACUGGUUGCUUCAGCUGUUCUCGACGAGCUGGCCGCUAAGGACACUGCUGACUCGGAGAAAUCAGCGGAUGAACCGAGCAAAGGAUCAACGCAUUUUGAACAAGCUUUUUCUUGCCUCACUGCCAGCCUAAAGUCCAGUGCCGACUCCACCGUACUAGAAUACGCGGAGAGAGUUAUCGCGUCUUUGCUAAGAGGCAUGAACAGCAGCUCUUGGCAAGUGAGGCUAGCGGCGCUUCACUCCACUCAAGCCUUCGCAGAGAAGUGUCCUGGGGGAGUUGCGGAUGAACAGUCCCAGGAGAAACUGAUUCCACCUAUCUUGGACUGCGUAUCCAACGUCAAGGUCUCUCAGGUUCAUAUCUCGGCUCUGGAGUGCUUGAAAGCAACGCUGCGAGCAAUCCUCUCGGUAUCAAGCUUGGGACCCGACACUGCCCGGAAGCUCGAAGCGCGAUUGAGAGAGUUCCUCAGCGUCGAGAAGAACGUCAAUGGACGCUCGCUAAUCUCCGACAUGAUUGGCCUUCUCAUGGCCAAUUCGUCGCAAUCCAUGCCAGUGGACUGAAAGGAUAAAAGUUCGAGAUUUUACCAGUACGGCCAGGGGUUUUUACCAAGUACGGAGCUCUGUAAUAUACAAGCGUUAUUUAACCCGCCAGUAAGUUGGCAGCUAUGACAUGCA
Molecule: messenger RNA, 5491 nt
Organism: Selaginella moellendorffii
Lineage: Eukaryota; Viridiplantae; Streptophyta; Lycopodiopsida; Selaginellales; Selaginellaceae
Product: proteasome adapter and scaffold protein ECM29
Exons: 34
Coding region: 32-5377 (1781 amino acids)
Biological process (GO): proteasome assembly
Cellular component (GO): nucleus; cytoplasm
Molecular function (GO): protein binding; molecular adaptor activity
Source: RefSeq, a predicted model, not a curated record